Terrapene triunguis (Three-toed box turtle) is the source of this 1402-nucleotide messenger RNA. It is a transcript of the gene RNF144B, whose product is annotated as ring finger protein 144B. The transcript is spliced from 8 exons. Gene Ontology annotation, cellular component: ubiquitin ligase complex; mitochondrial membrane; cytoplasm. The record is from RefSeq and is a predicted model, not a curated record. Gene Ontology annotation, biological process: ubiquitin-dependent protein catabolic process; positive regulation of proteasomal ubiquitin-dependent protein catabolic process; protein polyubiquitination. Lineage: Eukaryota; Metazoa; Chordata; Testudines; Emydidae. Bases 238 to 1149 code for a protein of 303 amino acids. Gene Ontology annotation, molecular function: ubiquitin conjugating enzyme binding; ubiquitin protein ligase activity; zinc ion binding.
CAAGUCCUGUUACAGUCCUAACAAAGUGUAAAGCUGUCAGCUGCACGGAGAAAGAGAGGAAGGGUGAGGGAGAGAAAUCUGUUUUUUGCUUCAAAUUGUAAAUCUACAGUGAUUGUGAUAUUAUGAAUCUUAGGAGCACUGAAGUGUGAGUGAAGGUAUUGAAAAGUCAAACAGCUGGGAGUGAACAGUACUCUCCUUGCAAGGUUGACUGGACCAGAGUAAGAUAUUAAUGAACGGAUGGACUCUGCUGGUAAGAUCAGCCAUCAUACCAUGACAGCUGACAUGUCAGAAGCUGGGGGAUUGUCUCUGGAACCUCUAGUCACUUGCAAGCUAUGUCUCUGUGAACAUUCUCUUGAUAAGAUGACUGCUCUUCAAGAAUGCAGCUGCAUCUUCUGUACAGCGUGCCUAAAGCAGUAUAUGCAGCUGGCAAUUCGAGAAGGCUGUGGUUCUCCCAUCACUUGUCCAGACAUGGUGUGCUUGAACCAUGGGACCCUACAAGAAGCAGAGAUUGCCUCUUUGGUACCUGUUGAUCAGUUUCAGUUAUACCAGCGACUGAAAUUUGAACGAGAAGUCCACUUGGACCCAUGCAGAACGUGGUGCCCUGCUGCUGACUGCCAGACCAUGUGCCAUGUUGAACUGAGUGACUCAGGACAACCAGUGCCUGUGGAAUGCCCAGCUUGUCAUCUGAAAUUCUGUUCAUCCUGCAAAGAAGUAUGGCACCCAGAGCGCUUGUGCCAGGAAAACCAACCCAUUGUAAUACCAACUGAGCAGGGAGCACUUACCAGGACUGACACAGAGGCUCCAAUUAAACAGUGCCCAGUGUGCCGGAUCUAUAUUGAACGAAAUGAAGGCUGCGCUCAAAUGAUGUGUAAGAACUGCAAGCAUACAUUUUGCUGGUACUGCCUGCAGAACUUGGAUAAUGAUAUCUUCUUAAGACAUUAUGACAAAGGCCCCUGCAGAAACAAACUGGGCCAUUCUCGAGCCUCGGUUAUGUGGAACAGAACACAGGUUGUGGGGAUCCUGGUGGGAUUGGGUAUCAUAGCGCUUGUGACUUCUCCCUUGCUGCUUGUGGCAUCUCCAUGCAUCAUCUGCUGUGUCUGCAAAUCCUGCAGGGGCAAAAAGAAAAAGCAUGACCCACCGACAACCUAAAACUCUGUCUGUUUCUGCCUCUGUCUAUACAGUAGAUGUAUGUGAGAAAGCACAAAGAUUGGGUUUUGGUGUCAUACCUACCAAAUAAUUCUCCCUCUACUUGCCAACUUUGAGGAUAAGUGCCUAUUGUUUUCAGGCCACUAUAUUGCUGGCAAGUCACAGUUCAGGAAAUGACUGAGGGAUUGUAGUGUGUAUAUAUAAUUAAAAAAGGUCACUGUCAAGUAAUUCAGCCACAAAUAUGAUCCACCUUUAA